Molecule: messenger RNA, 2899 nt
Organism: Bemisia tabaci
Lineage: Eukaryota; Metazoa; Arthropoda; Insecta; Hemiptera; Aleyrodidae
Product: upstream activation factor subunit spp27 homolog Non2
Source: RefSeq, a predicted model, not a curated record
UCACGUUUUCUCGUGGGAUGAAUAGGCUCUUGGUUUCCUGCACAUUGCUUGCUUAUUGCUUAUGCCGAAGUGGUGAAGUGUUCCACAUUCCGUGCUUCUGAAAACUUGUGUAAAAUGGCAGACAUAUCUCAAGAAGAUCUGAAGAAAGAGAUCACCGCAAUCCUCAAGGAUGCGGAACUCUCCACCCUGACCGGAAAGAAAGUACGACAACAGAUAGAAGAAAAGUUGGACAUCGACUUGUCAAGCCGGCGGAAGGAAGUAGACGAACUAGUUAUGGAGUGUCUGCAAGAGAAGAAAGAUAAGUCUAAGAAGAAGAACGGCUCUGCUAAAGACGCCAGCGAUGAUGAGGAAGAAGAAGACGAAGAGGAGGAUGAUGAGGAAGACGAGGAGGAAGAAGAAAAGCCCAAACGCUCUGCCAAGAAACCCGCACCUAAACGCAAACAGGCCUCAAGUGACGAGAGUGAAGAUGCUUCAGAAGAAGACAAAGAUGACGAUUACAGUCCAUCCAAAAAGAAGGCCAAGGCAGCGAAAAAGCCAGCCAAGAAAGCAGGGCGCAAAUCUGCCAAGGGCAGUGAAUCAGAUAGUGAUGAAGACUGGGGCAAGAAGAAAAAGGCUGCUCCCAAGAAGGGAGGCGGUCGAGGAGGUGGCGGCUACACGAAAGCCCUGAAACUUAGUCCUGAAUUAUCCGAACUUAUGGGUGAAGACGCUAUGCCCCGCCACGAAGUAGUCAAGAAAAUUUGGGCUCUAAUCAAGGAGAAGAAUCUAUAUGAUCCGAAAAACAAGCAAUUUGCGAUUUGUAACGAUGAACUAUUCAAAGUUUUUGGUGUUAAGCGUUUCCGCACAUUUGGAAUGAUGAAGCUCCUGAAAGACCACUUCAUCCCCUCAUAAGAAAACAAAUCUCUCCUAGAGGUCAUCGUUUAAUUUUAAAUGUAUUACUUCCUAUUUUUGGCACCGAACCAUUUUAUUCAAAUCGACUUAAACAAUCUCUCACAAUUUUUACACAAUUCUUUUUCAUUUAAAUUUCUUUUGACCUUUCAACGUACCAGGCUUCGUUUUUUUUGUAAUCUCUAAGAAGAUUUUUAUCCGUCUAAUUUGACUCUAAUAAUUACUUUUUGCCACGCAUCUUUACAAUCAGACUCUAAUCAGUCAAUAAAUUAAAAAAAAACACUACAAUAGUGAGGUUUGAAGUGUUGAUCCUACUCUAAGAUUGUCUGAUCUGUGUGAUAAUUUAAUAAGAUUAUUAUCCGAGAACAAAUGGAAAAAUUUUAGGGUUUCUACCGGUUCAUCCUUUCGUACAGUAGUGCGUUCAUCCUUUGAAUUUUUAGCUUAGUUUUUGCGUCACCUCUCAGUCUAAGAAAUUCUUCUCUCAAAUUCUUUUUGUGUAGCCUCUUGUGUCCUCAGUUUACCUUUAGUAUUUUUAAGGUAUAAAAUUUUUUUUUUUUUUUUUUUGACAAAUCGUAGAGAAGGUUGAUUGUUAAAUCGUGAUUUCCAACUUUUCUACGAUUGGUUGAAAAAUAGUCCAAUUUGCUAAAGGUACAGUUUGCGCAAGAAGUCAAGGCAAGGUCAUUAUCUCAAAAAGUGCAAACGUUUAGAAAAAUUCAGAAGGUUGUCCAGCGACUACUGAGAAGGGUGCCUAAUUUUGACUCAGAUCGAUCCUCGGUUUUAUCAUGGAUGAGCUAAGCAAACUUGGUUUCGGAAAGGCGGUAAAAUCCACAAUAUAGGUUGAAUUAUCAGGUCGAAGUUAAAUUACCCCAAGCAAUCGACUCUUUUGUUCCUUUUGUGUGAAAGUUCCUAAGCAAUCUAUGCUUAAUAUUUCGUCUCAUCCGAAAAUAAUGUGGCUUAGGAUUUUGGAUCUCUGUUUACAUAGCAAGAAAAUGAGGACUCAAGCUUUUUUCCCUAUUUCUCUCUCUCUCUCUCUCUCAUUUAUUUUUCCAAGCACAAGUUCGUAUCCUGAAAUUGAUUGCCUCUCUAUUGUCUGUCGUAGUUUCAGUCCCCAGUUGUAUUAUGCUUUUACCCUGAAUAUCUAGGAAACUGAGGUGGAUUGGGUUUUUUCGUUUGUGAUCACAGUGCUUAGAAAAGAAACCGGAAUCUUUAGAAUAACAAACUGGAAAGGGAAAAAGCUGAGGUGACAAAUCGUGUGUUAAAACUGUAGAAAGUGUAAAGGAAGCAAGUAAAAAGUUGGAAUGUAAGCUUCAAUCUCAUACAAAAUAAUCUAAAGAAAAAGGGAAAAUUCAAUCAAUAGUUUUCCAUUUAAUCUAAUUAAAUGAGCUUUUGAGUAAUUGAAUUAAAUCCUGAUUUUUUUCUUGUUUACUUUGAGUUUUGUUCAUGUCUUUCGAUAGUUUCAUUAUUCUUGCUGUGGCCUACAGUCUCCUCCGAGUUUGUUUAGUUCACCGAACCUCGUUCAUCCUGUAUGAAUAACACUUGUGAUUUUUAUUUUGUAUCCUUAAUUUUGAAACUAAUUUUAUUUUAAGUUUAAUCUUUUACUGUAAUUUUAGAUAAUCUGGAUGCAUAGGUAGUUUAUUUGUGUGACCUUUUUUUUCUAUUGCAUCUUGUGUGCAAUUUUAUGUUAUUUCUCUCGUCUCAUUACCUAUACUGGUAUAAUUUAAUGAAAAUUAUCUAGCAUUUUUCUCUUAGGAACUCAAACUAUAAUGACUCAAUCAUUUUCUAAAAAUUUAUAAGCAUUCCUUGCUUCCUAGUUUGAUGUUCAUUGAAUGUUUCUGUACUUUUAAGUUACGUUUUAAGCCGAUUCGUUUAUCAUAAAACGCAGAUUGCAGAGUUGAGCCCUUGUGGCUUAAAUUUUAGUUAAAACAGCUUACUCGGGAAAUUUUUCUGUAUGAAUGUCAAGAUUGUACUACCAUCACCAGUGUGAAUAAAUCCGAUUUUUAUAUUCUGUGGUAAA